This is a messenger RNA of Trichomycterus rosablanca, 2473 nucleotides long. It is a transcript of the gene ildr2a, whose product is annotated as immunoglobulin-like domain-containing receptor 2. Gene Ontology annotation, cellular component: membrane. Bases 1 to 2019 code for a protein of 672 amino acids. The transcript has 10 exons. The record is from RefSeq and is a predicted model, not a curated record. Gene Ontology annotation, biological process: pancreas development. Lineage: Eukaryota; Metazoa; Chordata; Actinopteri; Siluriformes; Trichomycteridae.
AUGAAGCGAAAACGAGGAGAAAAAGUUUACGACUUUUGUGCGGAUUUAGAGCUGAGUUUUAAAAGAAUGCCUUCACUCCUGAAAUGGUGGAUUACUUUACUUUAUUUAACAGGUGCCCCACGGUGUGCAGCGGUUAACGUGAACAUGCGGGACGACCGGCGGUUCGCCAUGCUCUUCCAGUCAGUGGUUCUGCCCUGCCAGUACACGACCAGCUCCAUUCAGGCUCCAGUGGUGCAGUGGUGGUACAAGUCAUACUGCCGCGACCGCACACGGGACUCGUUCAGCUUCCCCAACUCUCUAGGGGUCAAAGGGUCUGAGCUGGGCCCUUCCUCCCAUCUGGACUGCAGUGACAACAGUCGAACGGUCAGGAUUAUAAUCUCCGUGCAGGGAUCCUCCGUGACCCUGACCGAUCACUACAAAGGACGAGACAUCUCCAUCAUUAACAAGGCUGACCUGCGCAUCGGACAGUUGCAGUGGGGUGACAGCGGUGUUUAUUACUGCAAGGUUGUGAUCGCCGAUGACCUGGAGGGUGAGAACGAAGCUCAUGUGGAACUCCUGGUUUUAGGUCAAACAAGUGUGACUGACGAUCUCCUGCCCGAGAUUAAUCUGGAGAUUAUGCCAGAGUGGGUGUUCGUGGGAGCCGUAGUCCUGGGUAGUGUCCUGUUCCUGGUGCUGGCCGGCGUGUGCUGGUGUCAGUGCUGUCCUCACUCCUGCUGCUGCUACGUACGAUGCUGCUGUUGCCCGGAAACCUGCUGUUGUCCACGUCACUUGUAUGAAGCAGGAAAAGGCCUAAAGACAACAGCAGCAGCGCCAGUAGCUAUGUACCCUCCGUACUUUGUGCAAGGCAUGCCCACCAUGGUGCCAAUCGCUCCUCCUUCUUUCAUCGAACCCAAGAUGUCCACAGUAUCAUCCAUCAAUAAUAACGCCUCCACAGUUCAGCAGCCAUCAGUGCACAGUGGGUUCCUCCUCCAGCCCACGCCGGACCAAAAUUCCAUGAAGAUGUUGCAGUAUGUGGAAAGAGAGCUUGCACAGUUCAACCCAUCUAAGACCCCCAGCAGCAACUCAGCUUGCAGUAUGUCCGAGCUCAGUUCCCUACAUGAAGCCGAGACGGAUUUCCGCCAGACCUAUCGGCAGGUUCAGAAGAAGGCCCUUCCAGUAAUUCCUGAUCUGGACGACCCUCCAGAUGUGAUGAGUAGAGAAAUGUCUCCUGGUCGUCCACGAGGAUCCACGCGUCAUCCUCAGCACCGACCAGAGGAAGAGCAUCCUAGGUGGAAACCACGUUCUGAGCACUUACAGAGGAAAGCCUUUCAAAUGGGUGAACGCAGAGGCUCCCUGGACGAGCUUGAGGAAUUUGCUAUGAAUUACGUUCCCCGAGGUUACCAUAGUAACUUUAACGACGCCGAUGAUGACCACAGGACACGUACCCGACAACGACAGUGUGAUAAUGACCGGGAGUGGAACUGCCGUCGAGAAGAGGAGCCGGAACGUGAGCGCUCUCCGUACUACAGCUCUAAACGCUACUAUCCUAAAAACAGCCCAGACAGACACCGACCUCCCAGUCCUGCCAGUCCUCCUCGUGUACCAGAAUACACAAAGAGAAGAGACACGUGGGACAGCGAGCGACCGCUGCGCCGUCAUGAACCCUGGGAGUCCAAAGCGCGGAACGAGAAGAGCCUCCCGGAUUACGACGACGCUCUCCUCAGCAGCUUGUUAGAACGGAAAGCAAAAAGUGAACGAAGCCUGUCGUCUUUUAAAGGCGGCCAGAACGGGGAGGAAUCGGACACGCCCUCCAAGAACAGCUCCAAAAAGAGCUACCGCAGUAACUCGCCCAGCAACAGGUCAGCUAACAACCGGCUGACCGAGGCCGAGUCGUUACCACCGUACACGGAAAGGGAACCAGAACGUCACCGCAGCGUCCCGACCUCCUACAAACCCCAGAAAGAGAGGGAGAACAGGGAGGAACAGAACAGACCACGGAAAGUGAACACAGUCCUGAGCAGAGAUUCACUCGUAGUCUGACCGGCCUGGUAACUCGUCUUCAGAUCCCCGCUGCGCUCACCGAUCUUCACGCCUUCGGUACGGCGAUCUGAAAACCACGGGGUAUAAAAGCUUCAGAGUUUAAGUGUGUUUGCUUUGUUUACAUAACCGUGAACCCCUGUUGCUGUGCAAAUGGCCCAGAACCUGAUACCUGGAAAGCCAGAAGAACAUGAGCUGAUGUUUGUGAAGAAGAGACCAAGGAUUUCACUACUUAACUUUACUUAAUGGUACCUUCUGCUGGAAAGCCUGAUCUUCUGGUUCCAGCGGGGUCAGAAAUGCACUGGGUAGAAUUUAAAGCUUUGAUGAUAUACAGAAACAUAAGAACUUUUUUUUCUUGACCCCUCCACCUUGUUGGUUUAGUUUAGUAGUCAGCCCUUUUUACAUUUGAGGAAUGCAGGACCCUUGGGGCGUGUCUGCACUGGGACUGACCGUAAAG